This is a messenger RNA of Polypterus senegalus (gray bichir), 4044 nucleotides long. RefSeq names its product uridine phosphorylase 2-like. Gene Ontology annotation, biological process: uridine catabolic process; nucleotide catabolic process. Gene Ontology annotation, cellular component: cytosol; cytoplasm. Lineage: Eukaryota; Metazoa; Chordata; Cladistia; Polypteriformes; Polypteridae. Gene Ontology annotation, molecular function: uridine phosphorylase activity. The transcript is spliced from 7 exons. The coding region runs from base 111 to 1049 and encodes 312 amino acids. The record is from RefSeq and is a predicted model, not a curated record.
CCUGCAGAGCUUACUUAGAUGACUUGGUUUAUAUACAAUUCACUCUACAUCUGAUUUUAUUGCGAUUGCUUUUUGUUCCUUGAUUUUUCCAGAAAAGCGACAUCUUCAGGAUGGCACCAAUACUACUAGAUAACAUUACUCCAGAAAGAGGUGAAUAUAUUGAACAUGAGGAGGUGCAUGUGAAGAACCCACAUCUGCACUCAAUGGAAGAAGACAUCCUGUACCAUUUCAAUUUGAGCACGAAAACACAUAACCUGCCAGAAAUGUUUGGUGACAUAAAGUUUGUCUGUACCGGUGGCAGCGCCAACAGAAUGAAGGCUUUUGCAGAAUUCAUGCAGAAAGAACUUGGAUUAGAUGGAGAAAAUGGUGUUGAGGACAUUUGUGCUGGAACUGACAGAUACUCAAUGUAUAAAACAGGACCAGUGCUCUCAAUAAGUCAUGGCAUGGGUGUUCCUUCCAUCUCAAUAAUGCUGCAUGAACUGAUAAAACUUCUGCACCAUGCCAGAUGCCGUGAUGUUGUACUCAUUCGAAUUGGCACCUCUGGUGGUAUAGGUCUUGAACCAGGCACAGUGGUGAUAACAGACACUGCAGUGGACUCCUUUUUUCAGCCACACUUUGAGCAGGUGGUACUAGGCAAAGUCAUUGUGAGAAGUACUGAGCUGGAUAAAAGUUUAGCUCAGGAGUUGCAACAGUGUGGCAGAGAGAUUCCAAACCUUUGUACCGUCAUUGGCAAAACCAUGUGUACCUAUGACUUCUAUGAAGGUCAGGGUCGUCUAGACGGAGCUUUAUGCUCUUUCUCUACGGAGGAGAAGUUGGAGUACCUGAGAAGAGCAAAGGAGGCUGGCGUUACCAACAUUGAAAUGGAGUCCACCGUCUUUGCAGCAAUGUGCCGGGUCUGUGGUUUAAAAGCUGCCGUUGUGUGUGUCACAUUACUGGAUCGGUUUAAAGGCGACCAGAUCACUGCUUCACAUGAACUUCUACAGGAAUAUCAACUUCGUCCCCAGUAUUUGGUAUCCCACUUCAUAAAGAAGCGCCUGCAGCUACUCUAAUAUGAGCCUCUCCAGAAUAACCAUUGUGUUUGAGUCCAUUUGCAUGUAAAUAAAUGUUUAUAGUGUAUAUUUUGUAGACCUUGAAACAGUGAUGUAUCAUUAGAAUUGUGCUGUACAGCUUGUGUGACUAAUGUGCGUAAAUAUUCUGAUCUGUCAUAGGUAAGUAGAAAGAUGAAGAAAUGAUAGUUAAAAUAUUUAACUUUAAUUUGCUAGAAAUUGGCUUUUUUAACAGGAGUCACACCAAUUGUAUAAAUCCCAGAAGUUCCCUGUUUUGCCAAUUAGAAAUGAAUAAGUGGAAAUUUUAAAACUUAUUGCAUUUGAAAACUAACUGUAGGAGUGAUGUUGUACUUUCAAUUUCCAUAUUGUGACGUUGUUACUCGUAUUGACCUGUUCAUAAAUAUGCUUACAUUUCAAAAAACAGCUCACCUUCUUGUAAGACAUGCGUUUUAAAAAUGAAACAAAUAAUUAUCAUCAGAGUUACAGUUUGGGAGGCCCCUAAAAACUGAAAUGUCUGCACCUGGACUCUCUGGAACUGUCCAUUUACUGCACCAUAACCCAGGAGCAUGAUGGAACAUUUAAUGUGUGUUGUGUUCUGGGUAAUAGACGCUGUUUUUAUAGCCUCAUGUCUGUCGGGUGAAGCUGUUUGCCUAUUGCCUUGUGGUCUGUGUAUUUGUGUGUUGAAUUGACACUUUGACACCGGUACCGUUAUUAAAAUGAAAAAGCUUUUCUUAAGUGUAGCAUUUGAAGAGGCGUACUGAACAUUUUACCCACAUUUCUACAUCACUAUGCAGUAAAACAGUGUCGGUGCAUUCUAAGGUCACAGAUUGUUUAAAUUAAAUUAAUAUUUACUCACAUUGAUGCUAUCAAAAACUAAACAGAAUGUUACAUUAACUGAACAAGAGCUAAGUCUUGAGAUCCCUUUGAUCCAUUGUCUAAAUCCAUUUAAUCCAAAUAUUAGCUCAAGGGCAACUGCAGCUGCCCUCACACCAUUAAGUGCAAGGCACUCAACCUUUAGUGGGCUGCCAGCUCAUCACAGGGCCAGAGAUUUUCCAAUCAUUUUCAUUUUAUGCCUUUUCAAAAGUAGGGUGGCCCAGUGGUAAGCCAGCAUCCUGGGUUUGAGUCCCAUUUAUGGCCAAAUAUGUGAGUGUUGGGCCAUAGCACAGACCACUGUGCCAACACGAUGCUCCAUUAGCAUGCGAUACAGUUCUUAAACCUUCUUAAUCCAAUUCAAAAUCACAGGGGACAGGAGCCCACAAGCACUGAGCACAACGCAGGGAACAGCCCUGGACAGGUAGCAGUCCAUCCGAGGGCCCACUCACACACCCAGCCACAUUAGGGCCAACUCAGAGUCACCAGUUAACCUAAUCUGAAGGUCUAUGGGAAUGUGGGAGGAAACCCUCCCCUGGACAUGGGGAGAACAUGCAAACUGCACACAGAGUGGCAUGAAUCUGAAGGCUAGCAAGCUGGCACAAUAGUUCUAGAUUAUUAUCCUACAGUGGCGGUGUGAUGGUGCUGCUGCCUCGCAGUAAGCAGACCAAGGUUUGCAUUCUGUGUAGUUUGGUUGUUCUCCCUACAUCUGUCCAGGGAUGUGCAGCUUUGGUGAAUUGGCAGGUGCUAAUCUUGCGCUGAUGUGUGUUUGGUGUGUGUGUGUGUGUUCGCCCUGCAAUGGACUGGCAUGAUGUCCAAGGUGUGCUCCUGCCUUGUGCAUUAUGCUAGCUGGGACUGGGGUUCUACAAACACACACAUUGUCUGACAGCUCUCCACUUUCGUCACUGAUAACAUAUGAUGUUGAUCUGAAAGGGAAAGUCGCUCAUAUGGACAUCUGUGUGAUCUUUCAAUGGUAUCAUUUAGAAGUCUCUCAAUACUUCCACACGCUUUGAAACCACUUCUGUUUUUUUUGUCAAGGGCCUUGUGUCUCACUCAGUCAAAGAAACCUUCACAUAUGAUGUACCACCAUUCGACUCAUCUUGAUGUCUAGUUAUGUCAAGAUGACGAUAUUUCUAUGGUCCCCCAUAUUGUUUGGCCCUGUAGACUCAAAACAAACAUCAGUAUAAGGCCAUUUUGUACCAUAUUUGGGAAAUGAAUCCCACGUGAUAAAGAGUCAACCAAUAGGUGUCUUCAGCAAAAUUGAUCAGAAGGACCUGAAGUUAUGCAUACCACAUCAAGGGACCCCUGGGGAUAUGAGGGGUCAAAGUUACUCCUUUUUACAAAAGUUUAAACAGUAAUAUUGGUGGUUGAAGUGUUGUUCAAGGUUAGUGAUUGCAAAUACAGUAAUAUGUUUGAUAUUUGAUUGUUUACCAGUGGUCCUAACCCUUAAAGAGCCACUUCAGAAAGCUAAAAAUGACAUUUAUAUUACAAUCGAGAAUAUUUAGACUUUUAACACAUUCAAAUUGAAGAGCACCUUUUAAUGCUUCAAAUACUCGACGACACUUUUCUUGCUUAUUAUUGUACUUCUACCUCAUCAAGUCAAUCAAUGCAUUUCUAACGAAUACCCCGAAUGAGGGCGGCUGUCGCUAAUUCAGGUGUUUUUUUUUUUCAUUUCAAUUUAUACACACACUGCCUUCUUCUAAGAGCGCUUACAUGGAUUUACAACAGAGCUCCUCCAGCCAUUAUAUUAAAACAGUCAGUCAUUCUCUAACCCGCUGUGUCCUAACUACAGGGUCAUGGGGGGUCUGCUGGAGCCAAUCCCAGCUAACACAGGGCGCUAGGCAGGAACUAACUCCGGGCACCAGCCCACCGCAGAUUUUUAAGUAGUUUUAUUUUGAGCAGCAGCUUUAUGUAUAGUAAGAAAAAAAAAAAACAGCAGAUAUUGCAUUAAAUGUUCAUUUGCUGAGGUCCUAACAACUAUAAAGUCAAAUCUUGUAUUUAGACAUAAGUUGUUAAUUACUCAAUGAAUAAAUGAAAUAAUGGCACAUCAUCCAAUUUUUCAUGAAAUUCAAAAAAGAGUUGGGUCUGUAAAUAAUUACUUGAUGUCAGCUUUAACAUUCAUAAAAUA